This is a messenger RNA of Pollicipes pollicipes, 781 nucleotides long. Its product is annotated as myophilin. Lineage: Eukaryota; Metazoa; Arthropoda; Thecostraca; Pollicipedomorpha; Pollicipedidae. The record is from RefSeq and is a predicted model, not a curated record. Gene Ontology annotation, biological process: actin filament organization. Gene Ontology annotation, molecular function: actin filament binding. Gene Ontology annotation, cellular component: actin cytoskeleton.
AGGGAGAAUAUUGAAAUGUUCCUGAAAGGCUGUGAAGCGUACGGCCUGAAGCCACAGGACCUGUUCCAGGUCAACGACCUCUAUGAAAACAAGAACCUCUACAUGGUGGUCGACUGUCUGUACGCGCUCGGCGGAGUGGCUCAGAAGAAGGGCUUCGACGGCCCAGUGCUGGGUGUGAAGGUGGCCAACGAGAACAAGCGGAACUUCAGCCAGGCCGUGCUGCGGAAGGGCGAGCAGGUGAUCGGCCUGCAGUACGGCAGCAACCAGGGCGCCAACCAGUCCGGCAUGACCGCAUACGGCGCCGGCAGACAGAUCCUCCCCAACGGACGCUAGGCGGCGCCACCGCCUUGCCGAUAGGCGGCGCUGCUAUCGGCGUUCGGCGACGCCAGCCCGUGACGGUCAACAGCAUGUGAUUGAAUACCGAUGUGUCGGCACAUUCCGGUUAUAUGCAUGUUCGUCCUCGCGCAGUGAAGCGCGGGAGGCGUCUUGUACCGCCGAUCACCAGCCACGAGAAGUUUCAUCGGGAGCAAAGCUCUUUGCCGUUUUACAAAUGUGAGAUUGUAUGCCAUAGGAAUAGUGUCAACGUAUUAGAAUAUACAGUUUUUCAUGGAGUUUUUACGGACUCGUGUCUUCGCAAUACGCUUUAUUAAUAUGCACUGUUCCCGCUUCGUCGUUUGGAAUUUCGGAGGGCGCAUUUUGGGAGUGAACCAUGGCUGGAGCUCAACCACUCAGCGUUCUCCCAGCCGCUCGGGCUUCGCAUAAAUACAGAUGGCGUUUGUGA